UCAGUCCAUCACACAGACAAGGCAACUCCUUGUGGCCCUGACAGCCCUCAGCAUCUGUGGAAACUCAACAAGCACUUCCCAGCAUCGCAACAUGCCCUCUCAACUUAAUGCGUACCUGCUCUCUGCAGUGUUGCUAGCAGCUCUGCUACCGAGUGCUCCUGGAGCUCCAGUUGAAAACAUCACCACUGAGAGUGUGGAAGACGGCCCAUCAGGUGAGGAGGUGGAGGCCCCUCAAAUGCUGAGUGCCGACCCAGUUUGGUACUCAAUGCUUGGCCCAACCGAAGGCCACCAAAAGGAGUUUGAAGCUGAAUUUCAAAGUGGAAUAAAAUUUACAUCUCUGGAGCAGUACAAGAUCCCCUCAAUUCCAGAAAAGUGCCUCAGUUCUUUCAAUAUGGAGGCUUGUCUCCAUAGGCUGGUUGAAGGCCUGAACAACUAUACAGUUCUCCUCAGACAUGUGGAGAGGGAGUAUCCCAACAAUUUAAUCCUCUUGGCUGCAAAAUCUCACAGUAGGCACCUGAUCAGCCUGAUUAAAGGAAAGAUGAGGCACUCUGAACGGGUCACGGCACUGACCAGCAGCCAGCAGGAGCAACUGCUGAGGGACAUUGAAAAUGACACCACCUUCCACAGCAGGAUCACUGCACACAGUAUCCUCAGGCAAUUCCGCAACUUUCUUGUCGAUGGCAAAAGAGCGAUUUGUCAGAGAGAAAUGAAGAAGUGCGGCCAUCGGUGUGCUGCAGAGUGUACCAAACAUUAA
This is a messenger RNA of Monopterus albus (swamp eel), 754 nucleotides long. RefSeq names its product interleukin 6 (interferon, beta 2) (gene il6). Gene Ontology annotation, cellular component: extracellular region. The record is from RefSeq and is a predicted model, not a curated record. The transcript is spliced from 5 exons. Gene Ontology annotation, molecular function: cytokine activity; interleukin-6 receptor binding. Gene Ontology annotation, biological process: immune response; cell differentiation. Lineage: Eukaryota; Metazoa; Chordata; Actinopteri; Synbranchiformes; Synbranchidae. The coding region runs from base 92 to 754 and encodes 220 amino acids.